CUCUCAGCACCCCCUCCCCCGCGGACCAACCGAAACGUUUUAUCAUGAAAGCGAUUUAAUUAGCUACUUUUUUUUUUUUUCUGUUAUCAGUCUAAGCAACAGUACUGGAAUGCGACGACUAGUAAAUCAGACCCGAGUCUCUUCGCGCGUACAAUAACAAUUAUCGUAUCAUUAGUUCCAACGCAUCCAGUCAUGUUUCUUCUGCAUCCGCUGCUGCAGAUCUCUGUUUUGCUGGAUGCGGUUUCCGCCAGCCCUACCGAUGAUAAUGUGCUGCGGGCCGGUCAUGGAGAACACGGAGAGCCGGGGCACGAAGAACCCCAUAAGGAUUCCUACAGCACAUUCGCCUCCGAGUUCCUCGAGUCCAGAUACCUCUCAGACGAAGGUUACCCCUUCCCCACUGCACCCCCUGUAGACCCAUUUGCCCGCAUCAAAGUUAGCGACUGUGGAAUAACCAAAGGAUGCAUCAGAUAUGGCAAACCAGGCUGUGACGCAGAGACCUGUGAAUACUUCCUGAGUUUCAGACGCAUUGGCACAGAUGUGGAAUUCGAGAUGAGUGCAGACACUGAUGGAUGGGUCGCUGUCGGUUUCUCCUCUGACAAAAAAAUGGGAGGUGAUGAUGUCAUGGGCUGUGUUCAUGAUGAUAACGGACGUGUACGGAUACAUCAUUUCUACAACGUGGGCCAGUGGGCCAAAGAGAUCAAGCGCAACCCGGCGCGGGACGAGGAGGGCAUCUUUGAAAACAACCGCGUCACGUGCCGCUUCAAACGGCCUCUUCAUGUGCCACGGGAGGAGACGCUGGUGGACCUGCACCUCAGCUGGUACUAUCUGUUCGCUUGGGGACCUGCCAUACAAGGUUCCAUCACAAGGCAUGACAUUGACUCCCCACCAGUGUCAGAUCGCAUGAUUAGCAUCUAUAAAUAUGAGGACAUUUUCAUGCCUGCCACAGCCUAUCAGACAUUCUCCUCUCCCUUUUGCCUCCUCCUCAUCGUUGCUCUUACCUUCUACCUGCUGAUGGGCACACCAUAACCAACGAAGCCAUAUCACUGAGAAAAGAAAUGAAUACAACAAACUAUGGAGCCACUAUAGCACGACUGUGUGCCAACUUAACAGUAGUAGAAACAGGCAGCAAUAAAUUGCAAUUCUAUAAUAUCCUCAAUCUGCGUACACUAGAAAGAUAUUUGGACUGUGGAUUAAUAUUCAGUUACAUACAAGCAACGAUUCUCAUUUAGAGGAGAGAGAGUUGACCAUACACUUAAUGUAUAUUACAAUAUAUUUUAUUUUGAUGAAAGAGUAGAGAAACCUCAAAUGGUAUGUUAUGGUAGGUGUAGUCUACAAUAGUUGAAACAAACUGAGCCAAAUUAAUGUUAAUAUUCAGUAUACUUAAAGUGGAGUCACAUUAGUGAACUUUCAGUAAAAUUUUGCUUUCAACAAAGUCCAUUGUAUAUCACUGUCAAACCAAGCAGCUUUCUGUUGGUCAAAGCUGUGAAUCCAAACUUAACCCCUUUGCGAAAUCUGUGUGGGGAAAUUCCAUAACACAAUGAUUCCUAUUGAAACGAAUGAAUUUCACCAACAAAAACUUGCUGAACAAUGAUAAAUGUGACCGUAUCUAUACAGUGGCACAUAUCAUGACACACUAUGUCCUACUACAGAACUCUACGGAGAAGUGAAUUGCCUCGUUCUAUUGAAUGGAAUAUGUUUUGCCAAAUCUCAGUAGAGGUGCUCUGCUGUUUGUAGUUGCCUGCUAUCCAGUGUUUUCUAGUAUAUUACAGUUCUGAUUAACAUUUAUUAAGGCUGUGGAUUUCAGAGUGAUGUAAAUUAAUGCCUGUGACUGAUUACGCAACUUACAGCAGUACAUAAUUUGCCCUACAGCACAAACACACAUGCAAAGUAUUCAUAAAACAUCACUGCCUUCCAGUUAGCCAGCAUUGCCAGCUCAGUAUUUGAUGAUGCAUGCCAGCAAACCAGCCUCAUCUGAGCCAUUUAGAUCAAGAACAGAACCAGUCCAGGAGAGAGUCAUCUGGUUUUCAUUCCAGUGAAUCGAAGACUUUCUAUACCAAGGACUUCAUGCCAUUGUAAAACUUACAAAAUAGUCCAAGAACUGAUUGCUGCCUGAUUAGAAAGAUUUGGAUCACACCAGUUAGUGUGUGAUUGUCUUCUGUUAAUUAUUUGGCGUCCUUUGAAAAUGUCCUGUAAUAACAUUUGUAUAGCAGACUGAAGAGCAACACGUAAAGAUGUUUAGAAAGGUAUUUAGUUUUAAAUACGUUGUUAUAUUCACCUUAAGGUAUAUGAGGAAAUGUACUUGGAGGAGUGAUCAUGAGAGAUAAUCAAAAUAUGUAGCAUGAAUGGAGACAUUGUAUGCCAGUGGUCAAGGAACAAUAUGUUUGUUAUAUUUUAAUAUACUUCUGAAAUUUGACAUUGACAGUAUUAGAGAAUUUGCAAUAAUGAGUGUGCAUAGUGAAGGACUGUGAACAUCAACUCGUACAUCAUUAGCAGCUUACACACAUUCUGACAAGUUUACUGUGAAUUCUUGCUCUAAUUGGAAAAAAGAUACCUGUUUGAUUGUCUUGAACUCGACACAUACUGCACCUUUUAAUAAAGCUAUGAAAGA
Molecule: messenger RNA, 2608 nt
Organism: Onychostoma macrolepis
Lineage: Eukaryota; Metazoa; Chordata; Actinopteri; Cypriniformes; Cyprinidae
Product: DOMON domain-containing protein FRRS1L
Exons: 5
Coding region: 193-1026 (277 amino acids)
Biological process (GO): regulation of glutamate receptor signaling pathway
Source: RefSeq, a predicted model, not a curated record